AUGGACUUGACAAAUUGCUCAAGAGUGACAGGAUUCAUCCUUCUGGGAUUCCCCCAUUUUCAGGGCAUGGAUAUCCUUUUCUUUGUGGUGAUCCUCCUGCUCUACCUUCUGUGCCUUACAGGGAAUGGUCUCAUCAUUGUCAUGGUGACUGUGGACCAUCGGCUCCAGAAGCCAAUGUACUUCUUCCUUAGCAACUUCUCUAUUAUUGAGAUUGGACACACUACUGUGUUUAUGCCGAAGAUGCUAUUCAACUUCCUGUCGGCAAAGAACACAAUCUGCUUCAACUGUUGCAUGACACAGUUGUUCUUCUACUUCCUCUUUGGUGUCACAGAGUUUUUCAUUCUUGCUAUCAUCUCCUUUGAUAGAUACUUAGCCAUCUGCCAUCCAUUGAGGUACCCCACCCUCAUGACCUCCCAGGUCUGCUUUAAGCUUGCGCUGGCUGCCUGGCUUGCAGGCUUUUUCUCAAUUAUUUUCCAGGUGUGGAAGGUUGUGGGACUUCCUUUCUGUAGCUCCAACGUUGUAUAUCAUUUUUUCUGUGAUGAAGGAGCUAUGUUAGAGAUCGCAGGGGGAGACACACAAGUCAUUGAAGCCCUUGGCUUUGUGGUGACUGUGGCUGUGAUCCUGAGCUCUCUGCUUUUGACGGUUGUAAUUUACAUCUUCAUCAUCUCCACGAUCCUCCGUAUCACUUCAACCAGUGGACAGCGGAAGGCUUUCUCCACCUGCGCCUCCCAUUUGACUGUGGUCAGCAUCUUGUAUGGGGCAGUACUUUUCAUCUACAUGAGACCUUCUGUCAAGGGCUCUUCUUUUGGUGUGGUCAGAGCUGUGUCUGUAUUGAACAUGAUUGUUGCCCCAGUACUGAAUCCUUUCAUAUACACAAUCAGGAAUAAUGAAGUCAAAGAUGCUUUACGAAAAGCCUUAGGAAGGAAGACUUUUGCCGUUUCUAAGUUCUAA
This is a messenger RNA of Lacerta agilis (Sand lizard), 951 nucleotides long. RefSeq names its product olfactory receptor 6X1-like. Lineage: Eukaryota; Metazoa; Chordata; Lepidosauria; Squamata; Lacertidae. Gene Ontology annotation, biological process: G protein-coupled receptor signaling pathway. Gene Ontology annotation, cellular component: membrane. The transcript has a single exon. Bases 1 to 951 code for a protein of 316 amino acids. Gene Ontology annotation, molecular function: olfactory receptor activity; G protein-coupled receptor activity. The record is from RefSeq and is a predicted model, not a curated record.